Halteromyces radiatus is the source of this 834-nucleotide messenger RNA. RefSeq lists its product as uncharacterized. The record is from RefSeq and is a predicted model, not a curated record. Bases 140 to 802 code for a protein of 220 amino acids. The transcript has a single exon. Lineage: Eukaryota; Fungi; Mucoromycota; Mucoromycetes; Mucorales; Cunninghamellaceae.
UUCUUUUCAACAAAAUAUCACUGGCAACAAAGGUAUUAUCAAGCAUACGCAACCUAUUGUUUCACAACAACAACAACAACAACAACCAUGCAACAAAAGCUCAUCGUCAAUUCAUUUCGACAGUAACAACACUCUGCACAUGGAACCAACACAAGGCAACGUAUCUCACUCUAUGAUAGUUUCUAUAACAACGCCUACAACUUCAACAAAAGAUUCCGUAACAGCAGCAACAGCAGCAACAGCAGCAGUAGUGGAAACUGAACGGGCGAUCACAACAACAGCGCAAUUAUGCAAAGAUGAUGAUAUGAUGGUACGCUCAACAAUGGUAUCUUCUACAUAUACUUGUUUUUUCAUCACACUAGAUCUUGUAUGUAUGACAGGCAAUGACAUGAUGAAAUCUGGAAGAAAACCAUGGACAAAGGAAACGUGGCCGUUCUUGGUAGCAUGGAAAGAACAACAACAGAAGCAUUACGAGCAGUUACUACAAUGGUUGCAUCCAUGGAUCGACAAAGGGUAUCAAGUGGAAUUGAUAAAUGACAGUCAUCUACGGUUGUAUUUCCCUACAGCAACGACUCGACAGCAAGCUUUGGUAUGGUUGGAUGAAUUCAAGCACAAAUUGAUCAUGGAAUAUGGCGGUUGCCCUGAUUGGCAGCUAGAAGAAGAAACGGUUUUAAUACAAGAACCUUUACUUCCGGUGGGACCCGAUUACUUCCAAGGUAUACAUUUGUUUUUGACUCAUAUCGAUGAACUGGUGGAAAAUGGACCUGGCUUUACCAAAUUUGGUUUCGUUGAUGGUACUUGAUUUCAUUCUUUCCCCUCCUUAUUCUUCUUUCU